UCAACUGUCCGGAGGUUAUAUGGUUUUAUUAGUUAAAAAUGGUUAUUGUGCCGGUGAAUAAUCGUGUAAAAAGUUAAAUAGAAUAAAUGGGGAAGGCUUUCGGCGUAUUUAAAUUUAAAUUGUAAAAGAUAUAUUAUUUGCUUUUAUAGACCGCUACUUGUCCUGAGACCUAAGAGAGAGAUGGACCUCUGUCCUCCCCCAUCAGGCACCCCUCCCACCACACCUGCCCCCACUCCUCCCUGUCUGCCCCCAGGGUCCACCCUAGCAUCCCCUUGUCCUUCUCCCCCUGGCAGCCAAACUGGGACCUGUCCCGUCCCACCUGUUGCCUCUCCUACCCCUGGUCACAUGACCCCUCUGGCCUCCCCCAUGUCUCCCUCGGUCACUGUGCCCCCUGCGCGCCCCCAGCACCAGUCCGUCCGGCCUGCAACCCACUUAGGCCGUUCCCAGCUGAACGCUGCCACUGGCGUCACCCGACCGUCCCCAUCGCUGCCGGAGGAUCGGAGGACCGCAGCUACUGGGUCGUUCAGCUCGCCGCGUCACACACUACAGUCCGAGGCUGAGGCCAAUGCAGCAGAGGAGAUCAGCCCUGAGGAGUUGGAGGACAGGGCUAAGGAUGGAGACCCCAAAGCCCAAACCGAGAUGGGGAAGUAUUACCUUAAGCUGGCAGAGCAGAGGGAUGAGGAGCUGAACCAAUGCAAUGCAGUAGGCUGGCUGGUCCAGGCUGCCAAAAAUGGCCGCAAAGAAGCCGUCAAGCUCCUGAAACAGUGCCUGGCUGAGCGGAAAGGUAUAACCUCAGAGAAUGAGGAGGAAGUCAAGAAGCUCGCCACUGAGAGUAGGUUUGAGCAAGCCGUGAGGAAGGCUGCCUUGCUGAUGUACUGGAAGCUGAACCCCGAGAAGAAGAAGAAGGUAGCCAUAUCUGAGAUGUUGGAGAACGUUGGCCAGGUCAACUCCGACCAUGAUGGUGUUGCCACACCAGGCCCGGUCCCCAGCUCUGUGCAGAAGCAGAGGCGGGUGCUGGAGAGACUGGUCAGCAGUGAGAGUUCUGCUAACGAAUAUGUGGGUUUGGACGAUUUCGUGGAAGUCACCAAAAAAUACGCUCAGGGCAUCAUCCCGCCUUUGGUAAUGGAAGGUGUGAGCACCGACGACGACGAUGAUGAUGAGGCCCUGGAGAAAAACCCAGACAACCUGCCCCUGAAUCGCAAGAUCCUUAAGUACCCGCUUCACGCAAUUAUUGAGAUCAAGGAACAUCUGAUUGACUGGGCGUCAAGAGCAGGGAUGCAAUGGCUCAGUGCCAUCAUCCCCACCCAUCAUGUGAAUGCGCUCAUCUUCUUCUUCAUCAUCAGCAACCUCACCAUUGAAUUCUUCGCCUUUAUCAUCCCCCUGGUCAUCUUUUACCUUUCUUUUGUCUCCAUGGUGAUCUGCACCCUGCGAGUAUUCCAGAACAGCAAGGCUUGGGAGAACUUCCGUGCCCUCACCACCUUACUAACACGCUUUGAGCCCAACAUAGAUGUGGAGCAGGCUGAGUCUAACUUUGACUGGAACCAUCUGGAACCUUAUCUAUACUUCUUUCUGUCGGUCUUCUUUGUUAUCUUCUCUUUUCCUGUGAGUGAUAAGGCCUGGAUCCCAUGUUCUGAGCUGGCCACCGUGGCAAUCUUCUUCACCGUCACCAGCUACAUGAGCCUACAUUCGUCAGCAGAGUCAUUUGCCCGGCCGGCACUCCUUGUUGAGAUGGCAUCAUCCGUGUGUGACAUGACCAACUUCCUGCCAGAGAACAUGUCCUUCCUGCGCUUCCUGGGAAAGACCUUCAUGGUGGUGCCGCUGGGCGACUUUGUAGUCCUGAAGAUGAGCAUUCCCUGCCUGCUGUACAUGUACCUUUUCUAUCUGCUGUUCAGGAUGGCCCGGCUUCGUGGAUUCCGGGGCAUCUACUGCUUCCUAGUGCCCUACCUGGUGUGCUUCAUGUGGUGGGAGUUCUCCAUGGUCCUCCUCCAGAACUCCACCACCAUCGGGCUGAUCCGCAGCUGCGUGGGCUACUUCUUGUUUUUAUUUGCACUCCCCAUUCUCACCCUGGGUUUAACUAUCAUGCUGCUUAUUCAGAUGUUCAAGUGGUUCUUAGCUCUGGAGCUAACCAAGAUGAUCGUCACCGUGGUGGUGUGUGCUAUCCCAGUCGUUCUGCGACUAUGGACCCGCUUCAGCCUCUCCCUGCUGGACAUCAUCAAGUCCCUGUCCAAGAGCAGUGUGGUCAAACUCAUUUUGGUCUGGAUCUCAGCAGUCUUCCUCUUCACCUGGAUGUACGUCUAUCGUUCGGAGGGCAUGAAGGUGUACAACUCUACACUGACCUGGCAGCAAUACAGCUUCUUAUGUGGUCCACGGGCCUGGAAGGAUUCCAAUAUGGCCAAGAUACAGAUCCUCUGCAGUCACCUGGAGGGCCACCGUGUCACCUGGACGGGCCGCUUUAAGUAUGUGCGGGUGACGGACAUUGAGAAUGGCCCUCAGUCAGUCAUCAACCUGUUGCCGGUCUUUUUGGGAGACUGGAUGCGCUGCUUGUAUGGUGAGGCCUAUCCCAAGUGUGACCCGCAGAAUGUCACGCUCCACGAAGAGGAGCUAUGUCGACUGAAGUAUCUGGCCAAGCACGAAUGUCACAUCAAACGCUUCGACCGCUACAAGUUCGAGGUGACAAUGGGCAUGCCGUUGGACAAGAAGGGCCGGAACGGCACGUUGGAAGAUGACGAUGCCACAAAAGAUAUCGUACUCAGGGCCAGCAAUGAGUUCAAGCAUGUCCUGCUGAACCUAGGGAUGGGUAGUAUCGUGGAGUUCAGCACUGUGCUCGAGGGUCGCUUGGGAAGCAAAUGGCCCGUGUUUGAGCUCAAGGCCAUCCACUGCCUCAACUGUGCUUCACCACUGAUCCCUGUGGGCAAGCAGUAUAAGAUCGAGCCGGACUGGCGGGCCACGGCCCACAAUGCCUUCAGAUUUGCCUUUAACUUUUUCUUUAACCCAUUCUUGUCGGCCAGGACAGAAUAGUGCACGCGCUUGUCGUGGGGAACACUUUGAUGUGUGGGAAACUACAUGUGACUCCUGGUAAUUCCGCAUGCAUUUCACAAAUAGCUCAUGUCAUGGGUGUGAGUGUCUUUUUCACUACUAUUUAUAAUGCAAUGUGUAGCUGUAAAAACGUGUAAGCACUUCUUUACUGUAGGACUAUACAGAAAUGAAUACUUAUGCAAAGCUGUGUGGAAUCGAUACAGUGGCUGCUUUGCCAAAGAUGACAUCACAGUGGUCUGCAUUGAUUCUGUCCGAUAAUUGGUUCCUCGAGUAUUCCAGGCUAUGACUUCACUUAAGCAGCUCAAACAGUGGCGGUGCCCACAGGACCACGCUCCUCAUACAGUGGCAAUGCUUUACAGUGACCUGCAGGAAGGACCAACCAUUUGUGGCCCCAUUUAAGAGACUGCCUUGCCACACUGCACAUUUAUUUUGAGCAUAGAAGUCGCUGUGCAUUGCUCAUUAACACACUUUUAAAUAAUUAUAUGCUCAUACUUCUCAUGAACUCGAACAACAGAGGUAACAGAGUCCUGGGGGUUUCUGCACAAGGAUGUGACACUAAGGAAAGGUGAACAGUGUGGGAAUUUCAGUCGUGAAUUUCAACUGCUGCACAAGGAGUAGGCAUGUUUUCACAUUUGGCUCAAUUAUGCAGGAAGGUGUCACAUUUGGUGGAUGUAGGAUACAGUCUUACAUUGAGAUUAAUUAGUGAGAUACCUCAGUUAAAUGUGGGGAAAUGUACGUAUGCCUUUUAAUUUCUUUGGACCCGUUGAUCCACUAUGUUUCUUAGCUGCUGCUUCCGGUCAUUCUGAAAAAUCUAGGUAAUAUAUUGUUAAAUCCUGUUUAUUGCUAGGUAUUCUUUACACUUGUGUGAUAUUUAAUUACAGUUAUUUUAAGGCCUUAAUAUUUUGUGAAACUUGUAAAUUCAAGUGUGAAAAGCUUAACUGGCCAAGAGUAAUAAAAAUAAUUCUAAGAGAA
Molecule: messenger RNA, 4008 nt
Organism: Paramormyrops kingsleyae
Lineage: Eukaryota; Metazoa; Chordata; Actinopteri; Osteoglossiformes; Mormyridae
Gene: wfs1b
Product: Wolfram syndrome 1b (wolframin)
Biological process (GO): calcium ion homeostasis; endoplasmic reticulum unfolded protein response
Cellular component (GO): endoplasmic reticulum membrane; endoplasmic reticulum
Molecular function (GO): protein binding
Source: RefSeq, a predicted model, not a curated record